Molecule: messenger RNA, 2086 nt
Organism: Brassica napus (rape)
Lineage: Eukaryota; Viridiplantae; Streptophyta; Magnoliopsida; Brassicales; Brassicaceae
Product: NDR1/HIN1-like protein 12
Exons: 2
Coding region: 47-676 (209 amino acids)
Biological process (GO): defense response to other organism
Source: RefSeq, a predicted model, not a curated record
AACAAAUCUUUUUUUAACAAAACACUGAACGCACCCAAACGCUACAAUGGCGGAGAAGGAGAAAAAGUGCGAGAUCGACUACAGCAAAUAUGUGGACGCGGCGACAAAACGCAUAGUAUACGGAUGUAUAGGCCUGGUCGUUACGGUUGCGGUUGUGGUUUUCUUGGUAUGGGCCAUACUACACCCACACAAAAUGGAUUUUGUCCUACAAGACGUUACCAUUUACGAGUUUAACAUCUCACAGCCAAAUCUGCUAACUUCAAAUCUCCAAGUCACACUCUCAUCUCACAACCCAAACGACAAGAUCGGAAUUUUGUACGAACGCCUAGACAUCUAUGCCUCGUACCGCAACCAAGAGGUGACUUUGGCGCAUCUAUUGCCGGAAACGUAUCAAGGACAUCUGGAAGUAACGGUGUGGUCGCCGGUUCUGACUGGAACGGCCGUGUCAGUGGAACCUUACCUGACUCCAGCACUAAACGAAGACAUAAACGCCGGGAUGGUGCUUCUAAACAUCAAGAUCGACGGUUGCGUUAAGUGGAAAGUGGGCACGUGGGUAUCUGAAUGUUAUCGGCUCCUUGUCAAUUGUCCGGCGUCCAUUCCCUUCUCCGGUCAGUUAGCCGGUACCGGUCCGGCGAUCAAGGACCAGCUUGCUCAGCAAUGUGCUGUUGACGUAUGAAAAAAAAAACUUCAUUGUUUUGAUAAAGGGUUGUUCAUUACAUUUUAAGCUUGAAAUAUUUUUUGUCGUGUAAACUUGAAUGUGGGCUUCCGGUCAUUAUUUUAAAAGUUGUUUUAUUUUAUUUUUAGCUUUAUAAAUGAUUUAUUUUAAAUUAUAUUAUAAAUUUGCAGAAAUUGUUAGUUUUUUUAUGAGAUGAGCACACUAUAUCACAUAUUAUAUUAUUACUGUUAGAUUGCAUAUUUUACUGUUUUAUAUAAAAAUUGAUAAAACGAGUUUGUAGAUUUUUUAUAAGUAAACGAGUUUGUAGUUAAUUAUAUACCACCGUCAAAUAUUAUUAUUACUGUUUUAUAACACAUUAACAGCAAAAACUAUGAUUAUGUUUGAAUUUGUGUAGAGACUUUUGGUAUAAAAAAUAUUAUUACUGUUUGGUCUAGAUAAAAUUUGAUUAAGAUUUGCUUUGAAAGAUUUCAUUUUGGUAUGAAUCGUUUUAUAAGAAAGUUCAGGGAAACACCAGAACACAAGAGGGUAGUUAUUAGUUCCAAAUGAUAGCAUGACGUGCACAAUAACUUUAACUUCACCGAAUCAUAUCGAAAUAUUUUUCUUACAGAAAAGAGAAAAAAUCCAUCAAAAUUGUGCAUUUCCCAAGCAAGGAGCAAUGCUGAAUCUUCAAGUUAAGUUUAAAAAAAAAAGUUCCUCUUUUAACAAACCUUUUCCACACCAACACCCUCCUCACUCAAUAAUCUCAACUUCUUUUCCCUUCCUCUUUUUUUUUAAAAAAAUGCCUUUGAAGAAGAAGAUGAAAUAUACACUCAAAACCAUACUCAAGCCCAUUUUCAUGCCCUGUGGUUGCGGCUCCACCGUCCCGCCUCCAUCUCACAGCCACUACACCCCAGGACUACCGGUUUCUCCCACGGUGUUACGCAGCCCAUGUCCUAAGAUUGAUGAGAGCGUCGCAAUGGCUAAGGAAUCAUCCAAUCCAUUCGAAGAUUACAAGAUGUCUAUGAAUCAGAUGAUCAAGGAGAGAGAUAUCAAAACAGAUGAUGAUCUUAAGGAGCUUCUUAGGUGUUUCCUGGACAUAAACCCUCCUCCUCAACACAAUCUCAUCGUCCGGGCUUUUGUGGACGUCUGUUCACUUCUCGGGCCACCACACGGCCGCCGUGGAAACUCACUUGGCAGAUUGCUACGUCUUUAUGUUAAUCCUGUUGAUGAUAAUGAUGAUAACUCACACCAAACCUCUUCAUUUAAGAUGAGAAACGGAUCCCCAUGAAUGUGUCAUGUGUGUUACAAUAUUGUGAAUAAUUUUAUUUUAUUUUAGUUCUCUUUACUAUAUACAGUAUGUUUUAUGAUUCCAUCAUGCAAGAUUAUAUGUGAACCAUUUAAGAAAUAUAUAAAAAUCAAAGAUGUGAAUUA